AUGAUCAAGCUAGCCCUGCUCAUAUCUAGCCUGCUGGCCUGGACGACACUCGCUCGAGACGUUCCCAGUAACGUCAAGAGCCUCUAUGAUGAGAUCAAGUCGACAGGAAAGUGCAGCGACAGUCUUGCCUCGGGCUUCUAUAGCACCAGCGAUGGGGCCAAUUCAUGGACAUACUGCGGCGACCAUCUCGACAUGGAUGGCAUCAUUUAUAUCCAAGGCACCAACGGCCAGUUUACAAACAUGGACAUUGAUUGCGAUGGCAAGCAACACGGUCCCGGUAACGACGGGCGCUGUGGAUACUCGGCCGACACGCAAUCGCAGACUUCGUUUCAGGAAAUCGUUGCGGGCUAUGAAAGGGGGAUUAAUGAUCUCAAUCCAUAUGUUCAUCCGUAUGUUGUAUUUGGAAACGUCGGCACCAAAUCUGGAUACACCAACUUUGACCCUCAGAGCCAUGGGAUCGAGCCAUUGAGCCUGAUGGCGGUGGUAUGCAGUGAUAAAUUGAUAUAUGGUAUCUGGGGCGACGAGAACGGCGAUGACGGGGACCUGGCCUUGGUUGGCGAGGCGUCGAUUUCUCUGGCCACCGCGUGCUUUGGCGACGACAUGAACGGCAACAGCGGCCACGACGACAACGACGUCUUGUUUAUUGCCUUUACGGGAUCCGACGCCGUGCCGGGCGCCGACGGGGCCGACUGGGCAGCGCAGAGCUACGAUGACUUUGCCCAGAGCAUCGAGGCGCUCGGCGACAAACUGGUCGAGCGUAUCGGCGCGACCGGCAGAAAUGGAGGAUAUGAUUCGGGCACUGCGCCGUCGCAGACGAGUUCCAGUUCUGGCGCACGGCCGACUGCUCAUUCAGGCCUUUUGGGGGGCCCUCAUUUCGGUAAGCGUCUUCCGAUAGCCAUCGAGUAG
Pestalotiopsis fici W106-1 is the source of this 906-nucleotide messenger RNA. RefSeq lists its product as uncharacterized. The transcript has 3 exons. NCBI's taxonomy places the organism in Eukaryota, Fungi, Ascomycota, Sordariomycetes, Amphisphaeriales, Sporocadaceae. Gene Ontology annotation, molecular function: chitosanase activity. The coding region runs from base 1 to 906 and encodes 301 amino acids. The record is from RefSeq and is a predicted model, not a curated record.